Molecule: messenger RNA, 860 nt
Organism: Onychostoma macrolepis
Lineage: Eukaryota; Metazoa; Chordata; Actinopteri; Cypriniformes; Cyprinidae
Product: cytochrome c oxidase assembly factor 8
Exons: 5
Coding region: 214-831 (205 amino acids)
Biological process (GO): intrinsic apoptotic signaling pathway
Cellular component (GO): mitochondrion
Source: RefSeq, a predicted model, not a curated record
CAGAACGCGACAUGUUGCGGGUUUUUUUUCUCUCUCAGAAAACAAUUAUAUAUAUUCUCUCUUGUAGGAAGUACUGAUGCACGAGUGAAGGAAAGGACUUUUAUUUUAAAAUCAUCCACCAUGUUAAAAAUGUACUGAGGAUUAGUGCUGUCACUGAGGCCAGUGGAGAAAUUGUACUUAUUAAUUGUGAUCAAGGUCGAUGACUUAUCAACGAUGAAUGUAAAAACAGGCAGUAAUUUAAUAUUUAGGUCUCUGCGUCCGUGUUACAUACACGCUCCUCUGUCAUUAAGGAGUUUCUGUCGAGGUCAUCGACAAAGCGCGAGCCAACCUCCAAAACAUGCCAAACGAGCAGAGAGGGCUGGAUUCAGUCCAGCAGAAACAUCAAAAUAUGACUGGAUCGGUCCACCAGACAGACUGUCAAACCUGAGGCCGAUCAUAUAUCACAUCCCAGAGAACGAGACACCGCUGGAAAGGAAGUUGAGGCGUCUGAGACAGGAGACUGAAGACUGGAACCACGAGUUCUGGACCAACCAGAACUUCAAAUUUAGCAAGGAAAAGGAAGAAUAUGUGAGAUCGCAACUGUCAGCAAAAGGGUUGUCAGAGAGAGAUGAUGAUGGAAGGAAAAGGACUUUAAGCAGUGAGGAAAUGGCAGUAUUUUACAAACACUUUUUAGACAAAAACAUUACAAGACAUUCCAGUUAUAACAGGGAAUGGUAUAGACGGAACUUCACCAUUACACUUCUGAUGGCGAAAGUAGCUCUACACAACACAUGGAGGAUACUGACUGGACAGACGAGGGGAACUGGACGAGCGAAAGGCAAAACUACAUGAAAUGCAAAUAAAGACUGUAAAUCAAUCAA